AUGGCGGACGAUUUCGAAAAGGCAGUGCUGCUGAGUUUCGACCAGACAGGGGCUGUGGAGCGCGGCCUGAAGGAGCAAGCGGUCGCGUUCUGCAACAAUGUGAAGAUACAACAGGGCUCAUGGAGACUAUUCCUGGAGCGCUUCCGAUCGUCGGGCUUCCUGGAAGUCAAGUUUUGGUGCCUGCAGGCACUCCAGGAGUUCGUGGAUUCGCAAUUUGGGAUCCUGGCGACGGAUGACCGGAACGUGAUCAAGUCCUCCAUCAUGGGGUGGGUCCAGAGCAGCGACAUAUCGCAGCAGCCAGCCUUCCUGCGGAACAAGCUGUCGCAGCUCACAGCGGCCGUGAUCAGGCUGGAGUACCCGGACGGAUGGCCGUCCUGCUUCAGCGACCUCAUCAGCGCGGCUCAGAGGGGACGCUCUGCUGUGGACAUCUUCUGCAGAAUUAUGCUCGCCAUCGACAGCGACGUCAUCACUCUGGAGAUUCCCAGGUCAUCAGAGGGCAACCGGAUGAGCAUGCAGCUGAAGGAUGCCAUGCGGGACCACUGCAUUGGUGACAUCGCCGAAGCGUGGUACCAGCUGGCAUCAACAUACUCCUUGGAGGAUCCAGACACAGCAGGCAUGGUGCUGAAGACUGUGCAGCGGUACAUCGGCUGGAUAGACAUAGGUCUAGUGGCCAAUGACAGAUUCAUACACCUCCUUUACAGUCUGCUGAGCUCCACGAACUCUGACCUCCAGGAGGCAGCAGUGGAGUGCCUAACUGAGGUGCUUGUCAAGGGGAUGGACCCACUUGGAAAGUUAGAGCUCAUCCAGAAGCUGAGGUUGGUGGCCUGCUGUGCUCAGUGGAGCGGAGGGUUGCCGGGAGCGGAGGGGGAUGAGUUGCAAGUGAAAAGUGCCAGGCUGCUGGCUGCACUUGCCCAGGAAGUCUUGGAGUGCUGGAAGCAAGUGAAAAACAGGCUUGUCAGCUUCAAGGCAGUCGGACUGAAUUUUGACAAGGAGUUAGCAAAAGAGGCUGCAGCAGCUGUUGCCACUUGUGAGGGCAUCGUUGAUGAGUUGUUUCCUGCAGUCAUGACGGUGCUGCAGAAUGAUGACGAGACUGUGUCCAUGACUAUAGUCCCCUUCCUGACAGCAUAUGUCACAAAGCUGAAGGCAGAACAGAAAAGGUCUGCCACAGUUUCUGACAAUGCAUCAAACCACCUGAAGCGCACACUAGAUGGCAUGUUGAAGUGUGCAAGCUACCCAAGCGAUUCUGCCAUUCUUGAACAGAAUGGUGGCACUGAGGUUGAGAUGGCUGCCAUCAAGGAGGAGCAGGAAGCAGUUGAAGACAGGAGGCGCGACCUUCUUACCCUGUUCAAAAAUAUUGCCAGGGUUAUGAUGUCACCAACUGUCCAGUUCGUGGAUUCGAGACUGGGAGCAACCCUGUGCAAUCCUGAAUCCACAUUUCAGGAUGUUGAGUUGGUGUUGACCCUGCUGCAUGAGCUUGGGGAGGCGGCCUCUGAUGAAGUGGCAAAGCAGGGAUGUGGUGCUCUGGGGCCAUUGGUGCUGAAGGUGGUGCGUUCUACUGUCCCACACGCGAGCCACAGCCUUGUGGCCCUUGCGGUUCUGGAGAUAUUGGUGCGGUAUUCUAGAGUUAUGCAGCAGCAUCAAGACGUUUUGCCAUCCGCUGUGGCGAACUUCAUUGAUGGCAGGGGGAUGCGGAAUUCAUCUGAGGUCUCAGUUCGGGCAUGCUACCUGUUCAUGAGGUUCAUCAAAGCACUUCGCUCCAACCUGCGGCCACUGACAGCUUCGCUGCUGACCAGCCUUGAACCCUUCUUGAAGCAUGUGGCCCAAACGCCCCAAUUCGAUGGAAUGCUGGUGGGCGGUACAAGACAACAGGGUGCCGCUCCGCCCUCGACUGUCUCAACAGACGAUCGAAUGUGUGUAUUCGAGGCUGUGGGUUUGCUGAUCGGCCCUGAAGAUGUGCCUUCUGAUCGCCAGAGGGAGCUUGUGGUUGCUGUGCUGGAGCCAUUGAUGCGUCAGAUUGAGGGGUGUCUGGGCGUCGGUGCACAGCAGCCGACCAGUGUUGCACUUGUGCAGCAAGCGUUAGAGGGCAUAUCUAGGCUCAGCAAAGGUUUCAAGCAAGAGCUUGCCACAAACCACAGGCCUGAAAUUGGCCAGCUGUUCGUUCAAGCUUUUGAUGAGGCUCUGCUCAUCCCUCAGACGUUUCCUGACAGCAAGUCACUUCGGGCACGCUUCAUUUCGUUUGUCCAUCGCAUGGUUGAGACGAUUGGGACACUCACACUGCCAUACCUUCCAAUGACCCUCCAGGUGUUGAUGCACCAGAACUCGGACACCCGGGACACCUGUGACGUCCUCGCUCUGGUCAAUCAGCUCAUCAACCGCUUCCGAGGCUCUUUGUCAGAACUCCUCCUCAAAGCGCUGCCUGCCAUCCAGGCAGAGGUGCAUGGCAAGCUUACACCUGAAUGGGACUGGAGCGGACAGCAUGCGCAGCCCGCUCGAUCGGGGGCACCCGCAAAUGGGCUCAGUCCAGUGUUGAUGGAGGAGUACCGUGAACGGGGCGAGCUUCAGAGGAUGUACUAUGGACUUCUGCAUGCUUUGGUUCAUCAGGGCCCACUGGACGUGCUUCUACAGAUCCCACAGAGUUGCCUGGAGGCUAUGCUCACAGCUUUGGCGCAGGGAGCUGCAACCCAUGUAGACCCGUCAGUGCGCAGAACAUGCGUGCAUGCCUUGGGCACUUUGGUCCGAGAGUGGGGCGAUCGAAUAAACGCCGACCAAGGAUUCAAACAGUUCAUAUUGGACAGGGUGGGAGGGGAUGCGUGCAUCCGGGGUGUGCUGCAGGGUGGCCUGGACCCCAAGGACGCUGCCACUGUGUCUUUUCUUGAGGAGGUUGCAGCCUGUCUGCGUGCUGUGCAUGAGAAGUGUGGCUAUGAGUUCCUUGCGCGCUUGUCACUGAUCUUGCCAUCCAUGGGAAUGCCACAUGACAUCCAGCAGCAGUUCAUUUCUCAGAUUCAGCAAACUGACACCAAGCAGCUGAAGAACUAUCUGAAGAGCACACUGCAAAAAUUGACACAGGUGGCCAGAUAG
Ostreobium quekettii is the source of this 3078-nucleotide messenger RNA. The record is from the annotation of a GenBank genome assembly. NCBI's taxonomy places the organism in Eukaryota, Viridiplantae, Chlorophyta, Ulvophyceae, Bryopsidales, Ostreobiaceae.